CAAGGCUGCUCAUUGAGGCGGCAUGGGGCGCAAUGCUCGGAAGCGUAUCUCCUACGUCCUCCCGCUUGCAAACUCUGCGGGAGGCCAUCGACUGGGCGUAAACGGGUUGGCCGUCGACCCCGUAAACUCCAUCCUCUACUCUGGCGGCCGAGACGGCGUGAUAUGCGCCUGGGACCUCCACCUUGACCUCGACAAGCAGAGCCGCGAAGCAGACCCCUUCGCCGACUCCAAUGCCCCGAAUUAUAAGCCCCCUCUCACCCAGUUCCGCCAACAGGUCCAGGCGCAUACUCACUGGGUCAACGACAUCGCGCUUGCGCAGAACAAUGAAGCGCUCGUCUCUGCGUCGUCAGACAUCACGGUGAAAGUCUGGCGGCCAGCGGCCGAGGACGUGCUUCCCCCGCAGACGCUCGGCUUACACUCCGACUACGUCAAGCGGGUCGCCUCGCCGGGUCCGCAUGCGAAUUGGGUCGCGUCGGGUGGACUGGAUCAUAAAAUAAGCUUGUGGGACCUAAAUGGCGCUGGGCAGAAGCUGCAGAUUGCCGUUGGUGAAGAUGAGAAUACCGCCAAGGGCUCUGUAUACGCAUUGGCGGCUACAAGCUCCAUCCUCGCCAGCGGGGGCCCUGAGAGCAUCGUCCGAGUAUGGGAUCCGAGGACCGGGAAACGGAUAACCAAGUUCGUGGGCCAUACGGACAACGUCAGGGAUGUUCUCAUCUCUCAGGACGGAGACACCCUCAUGACUGCGUCCUCCGACCAGACGGUGAAGGUGUGGUCAAUGACUGCGGGACGCUGCAUGUACACCCUGACCAUGCAUAACGACAGCGUCUGGUCACUUUACUCGGAUCACCCGGAGCUAAGAGUCUUCUAUUCUAGUGACCGCUCAGGCCUGGUCGCAAAGAGCGAUGUUCCCAACGACGUGGAAAUGGACCAGGGCGUGUCUGUUGCAGUAUGCCAGGAACACGACGGCGUGCAGAAAGUCAUUAGCGCCGGGGACUGGCUUUGGACAGCAACUUCCAGCUCCAGCAUAAACCGAUGGACCGACGUGGAGGCCCAGGCGGAGGUUGCCUUGCCUGAAUCUUACAAGUGGCACCGAUCAAGCGUCUCCACGGCCCGAUCGAGAUAUCCCUCGCCUCCUAAUAUUCACACCCCUACUACAAAUGGUGCCCCCAAAAUCCCCCUGAAGUCUCUUCUCAGAAUGUCGAAUACCGCUCCUUUCCCGAUUUCUACCGCCAGAGACGCGGACAUGUACUCAGUGACAAGCGCAAGGAAACCAUCCGAUGCCUUGCUGGAUGCGGACCCUGGGGCGACCGUACCCGUACGAAACUUGCCCGAUUUCUCGAUCGAAGGGCAGAACGGUCUAAUCAAGCACGUUUUGCUCAAUGAUCGAAGGAGGGUUCUCACUCUUGAUACAGCAGGCGAGGUUAUGCUGUGGGAUCUGUUAAAGUGUGUCCCUAUCAGGUCGUUUGGCAAACGCCAUCUCGAAGAUGUGGCACCUGAGAUCAAUACCACGGAGACGGUCGCGCAUUGGUGCGCUGUCGAUACGAGGACUGGAAGCUUGACCUGCGUUUUAGAAGAGAAUUAUUGCUUCGACGCCGAAAUGUAUGCAGAUGGGCUCGAAUUGGAGGAGAACAUCGAUUUCCGGGAAGAUCAACGAAUAAAUCUGGGUAAAUGGGUACUGCGUUAUCUAUUCUCUAAUCUCAUCGACGAAGAGAUCAAAAGAGAUGAAGUAUUCAGGCAAUCACUAAUACAAAGCAAUUCCCUCCAACGGAACAAUGCGCCGACGAACAUCCAGAUUCCGGACGCAACUCUUGAAGGAUGGACGAAUCCCGAGACCGGCCCUACAUCAGCGUCUACGCUACGGGCAACUAAUGGACUGCAUCUCCCACUACUAACGCCAGGCCUAUCGAUUGGCCUAGCGACUCCGGCAGUGCCACCACCCGUCAUAGGGACUCAACAAGUACACACUCUGCCAACUACACAUGAGGAAGGCUCACAGUUGGAGAAAACUCAUACGCAACAGAGUCACGGGCGAGACUCAUCAGAUUACUUUUCAAGAACACCGGUGCCUGGAGCUGCAAUUACACCGGCGGCUAAUGGGAAUGCUAAACCUGAGGCAUCAACAGAGGAGAACCUGCCUCAGUCUCCCGCAGAACCUGAGAGCGCUGACAAGACAAAGAAGGGCAACGCCUUGUUUUCAAAGAAGUUCAACAUGAGCUUCAAAAUGAAGAAGUUUGGCGGCACCUCGGCCCCAGAAGUCUCAAAACCUGCGGCCGUGGACGAGAAGUCAGAGGAUUCAGACUCGAGGUCAUCAAAAACAGACGAAAAAGUCAUUGAAGACAAUUUCUUUGGAGCAAUACAGCGGUUUAGACAUGUUUACGAGGAACAAGUCCAGGAUGGUGCUCAGGUCCUUACAUCUGCAAUAACGCCUAGCUUGCCCAACGAUACACCAGUGCUGAAGCCACCACUCAAUACCACCAUUCUUAUUCAGGAAGAUCGACCAGAUUCGGGCGGUGUGGCAGAUCUGUUUGAGGGGAAUGUGGGAUCGCUGGGUCAGCAGGCGGACACAAUCGAGAAAAUGGCGCCCGUAUGGCUUGCUGAUGUGCUUCUGCGAAACCUGACUCCCCCUAAAGAGAUUGUCAAAGUCUCUUUUAUCCUCGAACCUUUUCAGAACCUCUUGCCUAGCAUUGCUUCCGACGGGUAUGUCCCUCUUCUACCGCCUCCUGAAAAGAUUGUCGGUACUAAUGGCGACAAAAGCAACAAUCGCCUCAAUGCCAAUCGCAUGCUUAGAGCUAGGAAGAUAUUAGCGUACGUUGCCGAGAGAAUCGAGCCGCCCUCGAAGGAGGAGGACGAACUCAAACCGGAGGAAUAUCUGGAGCUCUUCUGCCAGGGUCAGCUAAUAUCUCCCACGAUGACUCUUGCUAGUAUUCGUGCUCAUGUAUGGCGCGGCGGUGGUGAUGUCCUUCUCUUCUACAAGGCCAAUGGGCGCAAAGAAAUCAAACAUGCGCCCAUCUCGCUAACGCCGCCUCAAGCUGGCAGUACGGCCGGCUCAGAGGGCAAAGCAUCGUCAGAGGGAGCGCGGUCGACGCGAUAGAGUCUCCAUCUAGGCGCGGUAUAUAAUGUCUUUUGGUUAAGAGAGAUGCAGAAAGGUUACAGCGGAUGCAAAUAUUCUAUUCUAUAUCUACCCAGACCCAAUAACGCCGAUUUCGAUGCGGUUAUGGCUGUACAUUGUAUUUUACACAUCCCCUGGAAGCUCAGGCGUCGGGGGGCUUGGUUGGAUAUUGGACCGAAGCACCGGUGCUUAGUUGUGCAUGGCGGUAACUCAGCACGUUCGUUUUCUGCAUGAGCUCCUUGCUCUAAUUCCGCCUCUUGCUCUCAUGUUGAAUCCCAUCCACCUCUUGCGCCCAUCUCUUGGUCCCCUGUUGAAAUGUGUCCGCCUCUUGAUCUCAUGCGAGCUCCGUACCAACUAUAGCACUUCACUCAUGCUUCAUAGCUGGUCUCCCCCUCCC
This is a messenger RNA of Mytilinidion resinicola, 3503 nucleotides long. Its product is annotated as WD40 repeat-like protein. Gene Ontology annotation, biological process: double-strand break repair via homologous recombination; protein deubiquitination. The record is from RefSeq and is a predicted model, not a curated record. The transcript has 7 exons. Gene Ontology annotation, molecular function: ubiquitin binding. Lineage: Eukaryota; Fungi; Ascomycota; Dothideomycetes; Mytilinidiales; Mytilinidiaceae. The coding region runs from base 23 to 3088 and encodes 1021 amino acids.